UCAGAAGACGCGAAUCGAAUCAUAUGAUUUCAAGAUGAACGACGGUGUGUGUGUAUGGGUCGGCUUUCAGUUGUCGAGCUGCAAGUUUUUAUCCUGUUUAAAGAUAUUUUUAACUAAACAAGAUGGAGUUUAAGAUAGAAUAUGAUGAAAUGGAUGAGCAUGUGGUAGUUUCAGUCACUGGCAAAAGAAAACGGGGUCAACCUCAUAAUUCUGCCCGUUCUAAGGCUAAAGAAAAACGUUACAGUGGCAAUGAAAGGAUUUCGCGAAUAGCAUGUAAACACAACAGCGUUUCGUGUGCUGCUGUGACUCUGACAGAAACGGACAUUACCUACAUCAAAGAACAGCUCUAUUCCACCCACGACAAAGUGAAACAAGACGCCAUCCUGCUGUCUCACUUGGAUAUUAUGCAGUGCAAGCGGAGGAGACCGAGUGCUGUAGAAGCCGAGAAGCGAAGACAGAGAGACAUGACUAUAAAGUAUGCCGUCUUAAAAGAAGACCAAACCAAAGUUCCCGUCUGCCAGGCUUCAUUCCUCAGCAUUUUCUGUGUCAAGAAAGAUAGAGUCCAAGGCAUUGCAAAGUACUGGUUUGAGAACGGCAAAGCACGUCCUGAAAAUCGUGGUGGUUCCAGGCAAGAAGAGGACACUGCAAAGGGGGAGCAGGAUCUCAAAUGUCCAAAGACAGAGGAGAGCACUGAGGAUGGUGAACUCACAGAAGUAUCCUGGAAGUGGUAUGAUGCCAUGGAUGAGGCAGUUGGAGGCAGACCUUCAGUUAGUCCACCUUCCCUUAUGGCCUCAUCUGAUACAGAUGUUGCUUUGACCACAUCAGCCUCAGUGAGCCCAGAGCCAGAGAGAACUGGGACAAAAAGAAAAAACUUUGAGGACCUAAUGCGGGAGAUGGAGGAGAGGGAGGCUGAGAGAGUGCGAGAAGCAACAGAGAGGGAGGAGAGACGAUGGCGGGAAAUGGAGGAGAGGGAGGAACGUAGAGAAAGAGAAAGACAAGAGCGAGAGGACAAACGGGAACGAGAAGCCAGAGAAAGAGAAGAAAGAAGACAUCAAGAAGCAAUCGAGAGAGAGGAAAGGAGAGAGAGGGAGGCCAAGGAAAGAGAAGAACGAUUUCUUCGCCUUCUUGAGAUUAUUGCAAAAAAAUAAAAUAUUUCUUUUAAUAAAAUUUA
Molecule: messenger RNA, 1171 nt
Organism: Ctenopharyngodon idella (grass carp)
Lineage: Eukaryota; Metazoa; Chordata; Actinopteri; Cypriniformes; Xenocyprididae
Product: ensconsin-like
Exons: 3
Coding region: 123-1148 (341 amino acids)
Source: RefSeq, a predicted model, not a curated record